Aspergillus pseudoviridinutans is the source of this 537-nucleotide messenger RNA. RefSeq lists its product as uncharacterized. The record is from RefSeq and is a predicted model, not a curated record. Bases 1 to 537 code for a protein of 178 amino acids. NCBI's taxonomy places the organism in Eukaryota, Fungi, Ascomycota, Eurotiomycetes, Eurotiales, Aspergillaceae. The transcript has a single exon.
AUGCACCCCAAUCUCUCCCUCACCACCUCAUUCCCAUCGACUUCGCCCAACAACCGCUCAACUACAUCCCCCGUCUCCUCCGCAUCCCCAUCGGCAUCCUCCCCAUUCAGCUUCCGCCUCUUCCACCCCAAUCGCGGCGCCAGCCCCAGCAGCAGCGGAAGCAUAAGCAUAAGCGCAAACACCAGCCGAAGCCGCAGCACAAGUCCCCUCCGUCUCUCUGCGCUCUUUCUCCGCCGGCGCCCCUCAAAAGUCGACCUGGCGCUCAGCGAAGAACGCACCCGGUGCGACGGCGACGCCAUCGAGCGCCAGGGGCUGGAUCUCAUGGAGCCGAGACCCGUUGAUCCGGUCGAUUACCGCGUGCCCAUGGAUGGGAGUAUUUUUGCGUCUUCUGCGUUCCCGCAGGCGCUUGACGCCGUCCGGGGCAGGUCGUCCUUGCAGAGUCAGCUUCAGACCCACCCGUAUGAUUCUCAGAGGGGAUUUGUUCGGCCGCGGUUUGUGAUGGGGGGUAUUUUUGAGGUUAUGGAGGGGAGGGAUUAA